CCCCCCUCCUCCCCCUCCUCCACUCUCCUCCCCUAUUCAUUUUCUUCUUUCCUUUUCUUUCCCCGUCUUCCUCUCACGGUCAUCUGGACAGUGUUUUGGGUUACUGGGCUGGCAGGCAGCAAGGUCACCAGGGGCUGGCAGUAGCACCCAGUGGUUUCAUUCACAGGAAAGGGAUGUAAGCAUGUCUGUGGUUCACGUCCCUCUUGUCCCCCACUCCCCUGUUAGUAGUUGCGAUUGAGAUGUGUGCCGGUCCAGGGAUGGGAGACUCAAAUUGGUGCCAACCCAUCCGGAUGUUUUGUACUGUGUGCUGUUUUCUGGAUCUGCUGGUGGAUAUUGUUUUUCUUGGAUUUAAUUUAAGGUCACCUGGCUGUGGUAGAAUAAUAUAUUUGGUGGGCUUUGGUGGCACUGAUUACGUCAUCACUCAGAUUUUAUUGUUCUGGAAAAGAAAUUUGCCUAAAGAGGAAUAAAAGUGCUGUAUGUCCUGUCUAAACCUUCAUUUUAGUCUGCUUUAGAUCCUUUGAUUGCUUUCUUCCUUCCUUCUGCUUUACCUCCAAAUGCAUUCUCGGAGGUGGCUUUCCGCUUCAGCCUUGCGCUUUGCUAGGAAUGAAAUCUCCAGGUGUUUUCUGUCCGAGCACAGACAUUCCACAAUCUGAGUAUCAACGGCAUAAAUGCAGAUGUGGCAUUUAUGAGGACUCCUGACUGAUCGAUCUUUGCUGCGCCGAGGGCAAAGAUGACGAGAGAAGAGAUGCCGUCUGCAGACAGUUGUGGGAACCCUUUCCUGGAUAAGCACACGGAGGGCCUCCUACCUCUGCUAUGUGGAGCAGAAGCAGUAUUCAAUUUCAGCUGGGAGAAAGACGUACUAUUUUCCGGCAGUGGAGCUGAUGAUGAGACCACAGCAGCAACCAUAAUCCCUACUAGGACUUUAUUGUCCACAGCAGCUCACCGGCGCACCACUCGGUCGACGACAGCAGCCGUGGUCGGGGGCGUGGACUCCGUCCCGCCCAACAGAUCAGCGACCAGGCUCCCCCCACGCUUCACGCCCAGCCCAGGGAUCAGACAGUCCAGCCACCAUCACCUCCUCCGGUUCCACCUAAACAGCUUCAACCGACGCCUGAGCAUGCUGGAAAGAAACACACUGGACAUGAAGGAGAGCGUUCACAAUAUGGGGGAGCAGCAGAGUCGCCUCGGCUCUCGGCUGGGGGAGCUCAUCGCCAUCCAGUCAGCCGGGGAGAAGAAGAAGAAGGUCGUCGAGCUGGAGGAGAGCUACGGAGACAUGGACGCCCGUCUGAGCAGGCUGGAGGGGAGGCUGGAGAUCCUGAUCGACGGCUUCACCGACCUCGCUCAGGAGAUGAACAAAAUGAAGCGUACGAGACACGUCUCCCGUUCCAUGCAAGACAAGCGGGCUCUGCCGUCACCCACAGAAAGGCCGCUCGCCAGCAGAGCCGCGGCGCCUGAAAGCAUCCCGACCCCGAGCCUCCCCGCCAACAGACCCACCGCCGCUCCUCAGAGAGCGAGAAAAGUCAAAUCGGCAAGCGCCACCGCUACGCCGGCAAAGGUCACGUCCAAAAGUAUCGUCUCAACGAGGUCAACGCUAAAGUUUAGGACCACCCUGAGUAAACCCAAGACCACUUCGAUGUCUGCAGCGAAGCCUCAAACAAAACGUCCCGAAGGGAGGAGGUCCGCUGGGACGGCGGAAGGCGUUUCACAGCCGAACCCCAAACAUCGAAAGCAAGUCACCGAAGCCAUCACCAAAUUUCAACUGGAGCCACCAUCUCACAAAGCAAGGCCUUCAGAUCCGGGCCGAGCCGGGAAGAAGGAUUCUUUGCCUAUCAAAGGCAAUGGACGCGCCAAGGCGUUUAGAUCAGAUGCGCCGGUUACGAAGAAGGUUCAGGAGGACAGAAAGGUUUCUGAAGGCAUUUCAAAGAGUUUGUCCCACAAAGCUAACUCUAACCAAAAGGAGAAAAAGAUGGAGCCCAACUCCAAGAAGUUGGUCCUUAAGAAUACAAGGAACAACUCUGCGAAGAACGCGGCCCCUUCAACAAAACCAACCAAAGCCACUACUGUGAGGAAGUCCAAAACAACAAUAAAAAGAGUCACUGCGAAGAAGAUGUCUUACACAACAGCAAAAAGGAAAUCACCUAAAACCAAGGUUGCUGCUGCAAAGGGAGUAACGAAAAAACACCCGCAGAAGAAAGAAAAGAAAAACACUCAAUCUGUUGUUUUGGAACUACUGAGGCUCCUACAAGGAGAAAACAAGUCUGCAAAGCAGAAAGAUAAUCCGGACGGUUCUCUUCAUGUUGUCUUGGGAAGGCUGGCCAUUCCUGUCAAAAUUAUCCCCGAUGAUUAGGGAAUAGUGUGUUGCUUUUCAUUAUGUUAAAAUUAGUUUUCAUUGUGGAUAUAUCUACGCUCUAAAUCCUGAUAUUUAUAUAUUUUACCCAUCAAUGGAACGUAAUGAAGGGACUAAGUUCAUGCAACUGUGUGGUUCUAGAGGGACUUUUCGGAUAUUUUGAUGCCAUCCUGGCGGGAUGUUCUAUUCAUAUACAAAUUACUUUUCAGGUGUGUUUUACCACAAUCAGAACUGUUGUAUGAAAAGCUCAGCACAGCAGUUGUACCUCUUAAGUGUAUGCAUUUGUCCAUUGUUUUAAGGCCAAACUACCUCAAAUUUUACAGCCCAACGUUUAGUUAGAUCUUGCCCAUUAAAACAUGCCCAUCAAUCUUAUUUCCUGCAUUCUCAUGGAUUUGCUCUACUGGUAUCCAAUGUGUUGAGAAGCCUUACACCUCCUAUAUGUCCUAGAAAAGCCUUACACCUCGAUGUCAAUCUGUGGUUUUAAUCCAAAAUGGGUAAAGAAACCAGUACAUUAUAAACUAGACAACCCUGGUAGUUGUAUUACUGCAAUUACAAUAAUAUGAAUAAUUUUGAAAAGGUUGGAAGAGCAAACA
This is a messenger RNA of Gasterosteus aculeatus aculeatus (three-spined stickleback), 2940 nucleotides long. RefSeq lists its product as uncharacterized. The record is from RefSeq and is a predicted model, not a curated record. Lineage: Eukaryota; Metazoa; Chordata; Actinopteri; Perciformes; Gasterosteidae.